UGUAAACCCCCACCUACAUCUGCUAAUUUCAUGUUUGUUUUGACUUCAUUUUCAGCUGAUUACUCAUCGUUUACUGAUUGUUUUUGGAAAAUUGUGCAAUGGGGGCCGUUUUAGGACUUUGUUCAGCCGCGCAGCUCGCUUGCUGCUGCGGAAGUGCCGCCUGUUCUCUUUGUUGUUCAGUUUGUCCAUCAUGUCGAAAUUCGACAUCCUCACGUCUUAUGUACGCCGUACUGCUACUAGUUACAACGAUUGUAGCUUGCAUUACACUGUCUCCAGGAUUGCAGGAUUUCUUACGCAAGGUACCUUUUUGUAAUAACUCGACUCGCUACAUUCCAAAUUCAGUCCACAUCAAUUGCGAGGAAGCUGUCGGGUAUAUUGCCGUUUACAGAAUAUGCUUCAUAGUUACUUGCUUCUUUGCUCUGAUGGCAUUAAUUAUGAUAGGGGUUAAAUCGUCGAAGGACGCUCGUGCUGGGAUACAAAAUGGCUUUUGGGGAUUAAAAUAUCUGCUAAUUAUUGGCGGAAUAAUUGGCGCCUUUUUCAUUCCCGAAGCAUCUUUUGGUUCGGUAUGGAUGUACUUCGGAUUGAUCGGCGGCUUUCUCUUCAUACUGAUACAACUAAUUUUGAUUGUUGACUUCGCUCACUCGUGGGCCGACGCGUGGGUGGGCAAUUACGAGGAGACCGAAUCGAGAGGCUGGUACAUUGCACUUUUGGGCGUUACGUUUCUCAAUUACGCCCUCGCACUUACCGGUGUGGUGCUGCUCUACGUCUUUUUCACUAAGGCCAAUGAUUGUAGCUUGAAUAAAUUCUUCAUUUCAAUUAACCUAAUUUUGGCAAUCGGUAUAAGUAUCGUAUCUGUUUUGCCUAAAGUGCAGGAAAAGCUGCCACGUUCUGGACUGUUGCAAUCGUCAAUUGUUUCUUUGUACACCAUCUACCUGACGUGGUCCACGGUCUCCAAUUCACCAGACUCUGAUUGUAAUCCUGGACUGUUGGGAAUAGUGGGCGCGAACUCUACAGCUAAGUCUACACAAUUGGGAUUUGAUGGACAGAGCAUUAUCGGUCUUGUGGUGUGGAUGGGUUGUAUUUUAUAUUCGUCUCUACGUACAGCAAGCAGCUCAUCUAAAAUUACUAUGUCUGAUCAAAUUUUGGCUAAGGACACUGGAGCAGUGAAGAGCAAUGCUGACGCCUCUCUUGUAACACACGAAGAACCUUAUACACCUAUCGCAGGUAAAGAUGGAGGCAAUGACGGUGGAGAAUCUGGUGAUAAAAAGGUAUGGGACAAUGAGGAGGAGACUGUAGCUUAUAACUGGAGUUUCUUCCACGUUAUGUUUGGUUUGGCCACUCUGUAUGUGAUGAUGACAUUAACCAAUUGGUAUCAACCAAAUUCUGAUCUAACUACUUUGAAUGCUAAUGCGCCCUCUAUGUGGUUUAAAGCAAUUUCGAGCUGGCUGUGUAUUGCAUUGUAUGGUUGGACUCUUGUUGCUCCUAUUAUUCUUCGCAAUCGUGAAUUUAAUUAAAUAUGUUACCUGCACUGUUAUGUAUUAUAUAAUAUUUGUGUGCUUUUGAUAUUAUAUGUAAAUUACUGUCGUGAACAAAUAUUGCAUACAAUUUUCUGGUAGGUUGCUAUGUUUGAUCUAAUAGUAGUGGAUUAGAGUUGGCUCGUGCAUAGUAUGUUAAUGUUUAUACUAUAUUAGAGUAAGUAGAGGACGCGUUUCAUUAUAAUCGUUUAAUCUUUUCAUAUUAGAAUAAAAUGUAUUGGGAAUUU
Photinus pyralis (common eastern firefly) is the source of this 1762-nucleotide messenger RNA. RefSeq names its product probable serine incorporator. NCBI's taxonomy places the organism in Eukaryota, Metazoa, Arthropoda, Insecta, Coleoptera, Lampyridae. Gene Ontology annotation, cellular component: membrane. Bases 99 to 1514 code for a protein of 471 amino acids. The record is from RefSeq and is a predicted model, not a curated record. The transcript is spliced from 9 exons.